UCGAAGUGUGAGGCGAAGCACCAUACGCGACCUUUUCUCCAUGCGUCCACACACCAAAUCCUCAUAUAAAGGGCAUUGUGUGUCCAGAAUACGCUGAAUCACUUUAACAGUUCUGUUCUCACAGGGAAAAAUUUGGUUGCUAUUUGUGUAUAUAGCUUCAUAGCUGGGUCAAGUAUCAACGACCAUUGUCCCUUUUGCGAAUCAGCACGAGUGGUUACUUUUGAGAAGUGAUUUUGUGAAGUCAUGAAAACCAGUGACACAUAAAUUGAUUGAUGAGGACCUGCAGGAGCAUGUUGUGAGCAUGUCCAAGCUUACAUCAAUAGUAGUGUUUUUGGUAGGUGUCUCUUGCACACUGCUGAGCUCACUCAUUUUGGAACACUUUUCUGGUGGACUGAUCGUUGGAACAAAGCCAGGCUCUUUUCUUCCUCUUGAAGAUGAACUUUAUCUGCAUACUGACGAUCUUAGUCCCAAUUUCCUUAAUCCUGGAACUGAGUUAGCCCCCAAAGACCCUAACCAUGAUCAAAAGACUAAGAAUGCGGAGUAUGAGGCCCGCAACACUCUACAGGCUGCAGCCCAGAUGUGCCAACUCGGCAAGCUGGAGAAGGCUGGAAAGCUGUUCGAGCACGCACUGGCACUCAGCCCUCGCCAUCCAGAUGUGCUGACUGAGUAUGGUGAGUUCCUGGAGCUCUCAGACGUGACGCGCGCCAACCAUCUGUACACGCGUGCCCUCAUCUUCGCGCCGGGCCACCGGCGGGCGCUGCAAAACCGACAGCGGACGCAGCCGCUGGUGGAGCAAAGCGACCUGGAGCUGCUGCGGCGCAUCGAUCGCAAGCUGCUGGAGCUGGCGAAGGUGCCGGACAGCAGCUCGGCACUGCGCCGCGUCAAAAAGGAAGCCUACUUUCAGCAAAUCCACCACACGGUGGGAAUCGAGGGCAAUACGAUGACGCUGGCCGAGACGCGCAUGGUCGUUGAGACGCGCAUGGCUGUGGGCGGCCGCAGCGUCAUGGAGCACAACGAAAUCUUGGGACUGGACGCUGCCAUCAAGUACAUCAACACGACUCUGGUGCACCGGAUCGGCGACAUCACGCUGGAUGACCUGCUGCAGAUCCACCGGCGCGUGAUGGGUCACGCCGACCCGUUGGCGGCCGGACAGUUGCGCACGACGCAGGUGUACGUCAGCGAACACGUGCCGCCGCCACCCACACGCAUCACGCCCCUGCUGGAGGGCUUCAUCCAGUGGCUGAACGCGCCGGAGACGGUGGCGCUGCACCCGGUUAAGUACGCGGCGCUGGCGCACUACAAGCUCGUCUUCAUUCACCCGUUCUCGGACGGCAACGGACGCACGUCGCGGCUGCUGAUGAACCUGAUCCUGAUGCAGGCCGGCUUCCCGCCGGUCAUCAUCCGCAAGCAAGACCGUCACAUCUACUACCGCUGCUUGCAGCUGGCCAACGAGGGCGACGUGCGGCCGUUUGUGCGCUUCAUCGCCGAGUGCGCCGAGAAGACGCUCGACGUCUACGUUGGGCGACCAGCGAGUACGUGCACAAGAUCGCGGCGUCGGAGGCCGAACGCCAGGCGGCCGCACGCCGCGCCGACGCCGAAGACGCGUUCGUGCGCAACUUCAGCGGCGACGACCUGGUGGGGUUCGGCGCGCCGGUCGCCCACCGCGAGCCGGGCGACACGACGGGGUACUUCAGCGAAGAGGAGGCGGACAGGACUAUACAUACACCGGAAGAUGGGAGCGAGCAUGUCAUCAGUGUAGAGGAGGUGGACAGGUUGGUUCCGGUGCCGGGUGAGCGCAGUGCUAAGGACGUGGCAGAGGCGGGCAACCGGACGUCUCAGGCGCGACUCGGCCGGACUGCUGGCGUUAGCGUGGAAGGAGUGGAGCAAGCCAGACAUUAUCUGGAAGGCCAGGGUGAUGAUGCGGUUGGUGCAGAUGGCGAGCGUAGGCCAAAGCACGUAUUGGACGGGGAGUGCAAUCGGUUUAUUGGCGUAGAAGAGGUAGAGAGAUCGAACCAGGUGCGGAAAAACGAAAUCGAUCGUGACAUAGAUGUAGAAGACGUGGACAGAUGACGGUAGCCUUGGGGGGCAAGCCCACCUGAACCUUAGGAAUGCAUUGGGUGUUGCUGUUUUAGUGGCUGUGAGGAUAUAUAAGUGCACACUAUUUUGCAAGCUGUAUGUGCUCACUUUGCAGUAUUAUUUGAUAUUGAUGUUACGUUUUCUGCGGUGCCGUGAUUGUACCUGCUCCGCACGCUGAGAGACGUUCGGCUCACUUCCUGAGCAUUGGGUAUUGGCAUGCUGAGCUCUCUGAGAAAAUCUGCCGUAUUUCGGAGGUUGGUUCCUGAGAUAGACGCGACGACCGUCUUGAUCGUGGAGGACGUCGUUGGCGCUCUGACGGAAUAAUCUUUAUCUUGCGACAACUGUACAACUACCAAAUAUGGAC
Pollicipes pollicipes is the source of this 2440-nucleotide messenger RNA. RefSeq names its product protein adenylyltransferase FICD-like. The record is from RefSeq and is a predicted model, not a curated record. The transcript is spliced from 2 exons. The coding region runs from base 302 to 1759 and encodes 485 amino acids. NCBI's taxonomy places the organism in Eukaryota, Metazoa, Arthropoda, Thecostraca, Pollicipedomorpha, Pollicipedidae. Gene Ontology annotation, molecular function: protein binding.